Molecule: messenger RNA, 464 nt
Organism: Rhincodon typus (whale shark)
Lineage: Eukaryota; Metazoa; Chordata; Chondrichthyes; Orectolobiformes; Rhincodontidae
Product: putative helicase MOV-10
Exons: 4
Coding region: 28-441 (137 amino acids)
Molecular function (GO): helicase activity
Source: RefSeq, a predicted model, not a curated record
CGCUCAAACUGGAAUGAAUCCAAGCAGAUGUUCGAGUUCCCGUCGAAAGAGCAACUCCAGCAAUACCGUGUCAUUGCAACCACGCUGAUUACAGCUGGAAGGUUGGCCUCUGCAAAGUUCCCUUAUGGUCAUUUUUCGCAUGUGUUCAUCGAUGAGGCUGGGAAUGCUGUUGAGCCUGAGUGUGUCAUUGCUAUUGCAGGAUUGCUGGAUGUGAUGGAUUUAGAAAGGAACAAGGAUGGUGGACUGCUGGUUCUGACUGGAGAUCCAAAGCAACUGGGACCAGUGCUGAGGUCCCCCAUUGCCAUCAAACAUGGUCUGGAUUUGUCUUUCCUGGAAAGGUUAAUGAGUGGGAAUACCCUUUACAAGAAGAACCCAAGCACUGGCUGCUACAAUGAACGUUUUGUAACAAAACUUCUGCAUAAUUACAGGUGGGUUCUGUGAGAUCCCAGCCUCUCGUGAGUCUA